Planococcus citri (citrus mealybug) is the source of this 2057-nucleotide messenger RNA. Its product is annotated as Golgi to ER traffic protein 4 homolog. Bases 246 to 1214 code for a protein of 322 amino acids. Gene Ontology annotation, biological process: protein insertion into ER membrane. Gene Ontology annotation, molecular function: protein binding. The record is from RefSeq and is a predicted model, not a curated record. The transcript has 8 exons. NCBI's taxonomy places the organism in Eukaryota, Metazoa, Arthropoda, Insecta, Hemiptera, Pseudococcidae. Gene Ontology annotation, cellular component: BAT3 complex; cytosol.
CGAAUCUUCAUAAAAAUUUUUCAUCCUGAUAGCAUCAGCUUUUUUUUGCUGAGUUUGAAUAAUUUUAAAGCAAAUUCUAAUGUAAAUUGUGUCGGUUCGAGGACUUUAUUCGCAGAAUGAAGUCGCUAAAUAGGUAGAAUAUCGUGUUUGAUUAGUUUAACAGUAUAAUUCGCCGAAAUUCUAGCUUUCGUCGAUCGUGUAAGUAGAUUUACCCAAGUAUUGAUAACAUCGUGAGCUCGAGCAAAAUGACGGACUCGAAGGAUGCUAAAGAGCACGGAAUGCAACGAGUAUUGAAUAAAUUACAAUCGUCGUUUAGCAAAGGAGACUAUUACGAAGCUCAUCAGAUGUACAGGACGUUAUAUUUUAGAUACUUGAAUCAGAAGAAAUACGAUCAGUUGAAAAAACUCUUGUACGAUGGUGCAAUCCAAAUGCUAGACUAUGGACAAGGUACAAGUGGAGCUGACCUGGCAGAAUUACUAGUAUCGGUCCUAAAAGAGACGAAAUUCGCUCCGAAUGAAACCAUGUUCGAUCGAAUUGCCAUACUGUUUGAAAAAAUGGAUCAAGGGCUGCUCGAACGAGAUGCAUUUUUGAACAACGCUUUGCAAUGGUCUUGUAUAGCAUCGACCGAUUAUAAAACCGGUCAUCCAGAUUUGCAUAGACGUAUCGCCGAAAUUUUCUGGAGACAGGGAAACUAUACAGCAGCUCGCUAUCAUUAUUUACAUUCUUCAGACGGUUGCGGUUUCGCUACCAUGUUGGUCGAGUUACAUAUAACUAAAGGAUAUUCUAACGAAGUAGAUCUUUUCAUCGCUCAAGUGGUGUUGCAGUAUUUAUGCCUGAAGAAGAAGAACACCGCUUACGAUGCGUUUGAAAGUUACACAAGUCAACACCCGAAUAUCAAAGGACCUCCGUAUUUGCUCCCGUUGUUAAAUUUUAUUUGUUUUUUGUUAAAAAUUAUAGAAAGUGGUAAAUUUGCCUCGUUUGUAGUGUUAUGUGAAAAAUACGAAAACUGCAUUCGUCGAGAUCCAUCCUAUACAGACUACUUGGAAAGAAUUAGUCAAAUUUUUUUCAACGUAAAGCCACCUCGUACCAACGCAAAUAAUCCAGGAUUUUUUGGCAAUCUAAUUCAAUCGUUAGUUACUAAUUUAAACGAAUACGAAUCGGAUAACGAAAACGAAGACAUAAUGUUCGCUCCAUCUUCAUCGAGCCGUUCCUGAUGCUGGAUGGAAAUCACAUCGGGUUACUAGAUUCCAUAAUAAUUUUACUUCUAUUUUUAAUUUGUGUUUGAUAAAAGGAAGUUUUUGAUUUUUUUCUCGAUUUUAUUUACUAUAAGGAUGCGUCGACCACGACCGGUGACCGUAUUGGAUUUUUAUUUCGGUAUUUUUUAAGCGGAUUAAUAAAUUUACGAGCGUGUUUAGAUGAAUCUUCUUUACGAUAUGGCGGUAAUUGGAACUCGGUAACAUUGCUGUACAAAGUAUAACCAAACACUAUUCUAAUUAAGUAUUUAACGAAGUGUUUUUCUUUUUUAUCAACAAACUUCAAACGAAAAAAAAAAGAUGAAGUCGCACGCGUACCAUUUUAUGUUUUGCUAAACUAUAACAUCGUGUUAUUCACUAUAUAAGUAUACUAAUUUCGAUCAGAAACAGCAACAAGUUGAGAUUUGGCGUGAACGAUUGAUCUAGUCAAGUUCAGAUAUGUUCACAAUAAUAAUAUUUUAUUCGAUGUUAGAAUUUUACAACUUUUCAUACGAGCAUUUUUUUUCCUUUUUUUUUUUUUGUAAUACUUAUGUACACUAAUGUAUGUAUUAUAAAUUAACGUGUUGCAUUGUAUUCGCUUCACAGGUUCAUAUAGUUUGUUUUUUUUCCUCUCUUUCUCCUUGGUGUAAAAGUUUAGUUUAUUUUUCUGUAUGUAAAGACUGAACUGAUUCAGUUCGCAAUAUAGUUUUUUCAUCUGUAGGUUUAGUUACAUGUUAUUAAAAAUUUUUUUUCCAAUUUGUUUGUGAUACACGUGCAAUAGUGUUUUGCUAUUUGCUUGAAAUAUAUGUGGGUUGUUUCAUAUUA